Molecule: messenger RNA, 2179 nt
Organism: Sitodiplosis mosellana (orange wheat blossom midge)
Lineage: Eukaryota; Metazoa; Arthropoda; Insecta; Diptera; Cecidomyiidae
Gene: Rexo5
Product: RNA exonuclease 5
Exons: 2
Coding region: 121-2076 (651 amino acids)
Cellular component (GO): nucleus
Molecular function (GO): exonuclease activity; nucleic acid binding
Source: RefSeq, a predicted model, not a curated record
UUUUGGUGUCCAUGCUUUAGAGCUGUCAAAUAGGUAUUUAAAUGUAAAAAAAAACGUGGAUUUGGUUGUGCAGCCGCGAACAUCAACUUUUUUGGUAAGAGACCACAAAGCGCAGGGAUCAUGAAAUCGUCCAAAAAAGAAGCUCGCCUGGAAAACAAGAAGCGGAAAUUAGAGGCUCUGGUGAAAAUCUCGAAGUUAAACGAGUCUGACAACGAACAGAAGCGUAAAAAAAUGGAAUUGACAGAGGAAACGAGUAAAGUGAACAAAGAAAUAGAUCUUGGUGAACCAUUGGUGAAGCGAUCGAAAUCAAAUGACUCUGCAACAAAAGCAGACGAAUCAGAACGUGGUUCAGUGCUAUCGGAUGAGGACUACGCUCAAUUGAAACGAGAGUUAAAACACAAAAAGCGUGAAUUGAAAAAUGUUCCAAAACUGAGGAUGAAAUUGUUCGGCGAUAAUGCACUACUGACAAUACCAUCGCCAAAUCGGACGCCAAUUCUAUUCACCGAUAUUCAACACUUGAUCAUGUACGGACUGUUUGGCAGUUCAUCGCCGUGCGUACCAACGAGAUGGUGUCAUUUGGAAAAGGUCAAUAAAAUAUCGCAUACCGUUGUUGUAGUGAUCGAUGGCUUGUCACUGUACCAUUUCUCGUCGCAUGAAUCGCUUUUGAAAUCCGCACAGCAAAUCUUUGAGCAUAAACUUGAGGUGGUGAUGCCGGGCAAAUCGUCCGAUGAAAUGGUGAAUGAAAUAAUGAUGGUGCCAUUGACAAAUAUCUUUCGUGAUGAUCUCAUCGAAAAAUAUGGUAGCUUAGAAGCCGCAAUUGACUCAAUAAAAAAUCCCGUUCUGAUGGUAAAUUCUAUAUUUCCAGUGUCGGACAGCGAAAACAACGAUGGCAAAAGUACCACAGCCACAGCAAAAAAUGAUACUGAAGUGUUUUCACGCACACAACUACUGUUGUCUGCAUUGCAAAUGAUCGAUGAAGGUUAUCCGUUGCCAUUGCGCGGUGAAUUGGCCAAUCGCUACAAAGAAUUCGUGAUGACAAAGGAUAAGUAUGAAGCGGUAACGGCCCAAAGUCCAAUGUUUGGUGUCGAUUGUGAAAUGUGUCGAACGUCGGUCGGUGUAAAUGAACUCACCCGAAUAUCUAUUAUCGAUGAGAAUCACGAAAGCAUCUACGAGACGCUCGUAUGUCCUCGAAAUAAAAUCGUUGACUAUUUGACACCAUUCUCCGGUAUCACGCCCGAAAUGAUGAAAAAUGUAACGAAAACAUUGGCCGAAGUACAAGCCGACAUCCGGAAGCUGUUACCCGCCGAUGCGAUUCUGGUCGGUCAAUCGUUACACAGUGAUUUGAUGGCAAUGCGCAUGAUGCACCCGUAUGUGAUUGACACGAGUGUCAUAUUCAAUAUCUCCGGUGAUCGUCGGCGUAAAUCAAAGCUACAAACGCUGGCACAUGAAUUUCUUGGCGAAGCCAUUCAAAAGAACCCAUUGGGCCAUGAUUCAAUCGAAGAUUGUUCAGCGAGUUUGAAAUUAACCAAAUUGAAAUUGCAACGGGGUAUUGAUUUUGGCGACGCCAUUCUCGCAAAUAGUCGACGAGUGAACGAGAGAAAUCGAAAUGAGUCAACGUCUAGUGAAACAAGUAAUUUGAGUAAACCGGCGGCGGUAGCAGCAUCCACAGCAGCAUCAACUUCAACAAACAAAAUGGAUCGUAGUACGGCUGUUAUUACCGCCAACGAUGAAUUCACCGAAGCGUACGAACGAACAGUCAAAGACAAAAUCGACGACAACCAAGCAGCAGACAAAAAAGUGCACAUUUACAAAAAUGCAUCGAAUAAAAUAGCUGUGCAGAAAACAUGUGAGGUGGCCUUAAAUCAUGCACUCACUUUAACACAUCUGAACAUCGAAUCGAGUAAGUUGGUCAACGAAAAAGUCGAAAAAACCAUGAAGAAAGUCGAUAAAUGGAUUGAAAACCUAUGGAAUAGUGCGGCGCCAAAUGCUCUUUUCGUCGUUGUUUUUUCGGGACAAUAUUCACCAGAUAGUUCGUCAACUGGAGCUGCAAUGCUUCAAAUCAAAUCGAAGGCAUAGUUUUUUUUUUUUUCAAUUUUAUACUCUUUAAAAUUAGAAUUUGAUAAUUUUUUCGCAAUGAAUAAAUAAAAUAAAAUUAGAAAGAAAUUUUCUUCCCAUUUAA